GCGCAGAGAGAGCCGCUUCAGCAAAGUAAGCGCGAGUGCGGAGUGUGCAGAAGGAGAAGGAGCAGGACGAGGAGACCCCCGUGUGCCGCACAAGUACACAGACAGACAGACAGUCAGACGGACGGACAGCCCCCCGAGCCCACUCGUCUCUAGCGCUCUCCGGACUUGCCACUCUUGUCACUUCUCCUUCUCGGUGUCCGCUCAGCGGGAAUGCGAUCGCUUGUGCGCCUCGUCUCCGUGCUCUGCUGCGCCGCGUUCUGGAGCCGCACGGUGCGCUGCGCCUGGGACGAGGAGACCGCGGUUCCCGUGCAAUUGGACUCCGCCGACGACCACCACAAGCGCCUCUUCCAGCUGGACGCCUUUGGGAAGCGACUUGUCCUGGAACUGGAGCCCGACCAGAGUUUCCUCGCUCCCGGCUUUACUUUCCAGGUGGUGGGGCGCAGCGGCUCGGGCUUGCCGGUAGAUGCCGAAGGGGACGUGCUGGCACGCUGCUUCUUCUCGGGAACUGUCAACGGGGACCCGGACUCCAUGGCGGCGCUUAACCUCUGCCAGGGACUGCAGGGCGGCUUUUACACCCAAGGAGAGGAGUACUUCAUUCAGCCGCGGAACGGCAGCCACGACGGCGCUCACCUUCUCCGCCGGAGGAGCCGGGAUUCUCGGAGAGGGGAGUGCGGCGUGGUGGAUGCGGAGCGGCAGCCGGGCGACCAGCAGCAGCAGCCGUCGCCUAACACAAGGGAGGCACCUGCGGGAUUUGCAGGUCGAAGCCGUGCCAAGCGCUUUGUAUCCACCCCUCGCUACGUGGAGACUUUACUAGUGGCAGACACGUCCAUGGCGGAGUUCCAUGGCGCCGGGCUCAAGCAGUACCUGCUAACAGUGAUGGCGGUGGCAGCUAAACUGUACAAGCAUCCCAGCAUCCACAACCCCAUCAGCCUGGCAGUGGUGAAGCUGAUGGUGAUCUACGAAGAGGAGAAGGGUCCCGACGUGUCGUCUAAUGCUGCCCUCACCCUGCGCAACUUCUGCAAGUGGCAGCAGCAGCACAAUCCUCCACAGGACCGCCACCCGGAGCACUACGACACUGCCAUCCUCUUCACCCGGCAGGACCUUUGUGGUUCCCAUACCUGUGACACGCUGGGCAUGGCAGAUGUUGGCACAGUGUGCGACCCCCAACGCAGCUGCUCAGUUAUAGAGGACGAUGGUCUCCAGGCUGCCUUCACCACUGCGCAUGAGCUUGGCCACGUGUUUAACAUGCCCCACGAUGAGUCCAAGCAGUGUGCCAGCACCAACGGACCCAACUGGAGCUCGCACAUGAUGGCAUCAACCCUUUCCAGCCUCAACCGCCAACAGCCUUGGUCGGCCUGCAGUGCCUACAUGAUCACUUCUUUCUUGGAUAAUGGCUACGGAGACUGCCUACUGGACAAACCACAGAAACCCGUUGCCCUACCAAACCUUUUGCCCGGGACGCUGUACGAUGCCAAUAAGCAGUGCCAGUUCACUUUUGGGGAGGAGUCACGUCACUGCCCAGACCUCAGCAGCACUUGCACCACCCUGUGGUGUACGGGCACCUCGGCCGGCGGUCUCCUUGUCUGCCAGACCAAGCACUUCCCCUGGGCUGAUGGCACCUCGUGUGGGGAGGGCCGUUGGUGCAUGGGGGGCCAGUGUGUGGAUCAGAGAGACGCUCACUUGUACCAGACCCCUGUGAAUGGAGGUUGGGGGCAAUGGGGACCCUGGAGUGACUGCUCCCGGACGUGUGGCGGCGGGGUGCAGUACUCCUACCGAGACUGUAACAAUCCGCUCCCAAAAAACGACGGCAAGUACUGCGAAGGCAAGCGAGUGCAGUACCGCUCCUGCAACACACUGGAGUGCCCCGUUACCAAUGGUCUGUCCUACCGUGAGGAGCAGUGUCUGGCCCACAACGACUUUGCCCAGAGCUCCUUUGGGGGCGGCUCUGCCGUGGAGUGGGUGCCCAAGUAUGCGGGUGUGUCGCCCAAGGACCGCUGCAAGCUGAUCUGCCGCGUGAAGAAGACAGGGUACUUCUACAUGCUGCAGCCCAAGGUGGCAGAUGGCACGCCAUGCAGUCCGGAUUCCACCUCCGUGUGUGUCCAAGGGCAGUGCGUGAAGGCCGGCUGUGACCGGGUCAUCGGCUCCAGCAAAAAGUUUGACAAGUGUGGCGUGUGUGGCGGCGAUGGCACCACCUGCAAAAAGGUGUCCGGCUCCCUGGAACGAUCCAAGCCUGGCUACCAAGAUGUGGUGGUCAUUCCAGCGGGUGCCACCAAUAUCGACGUGAAGCAGAGGAGUGCUGGCGGCUCGAGACACGAUGGCAGCUACCUGGCCAUCAAGACUCAGGAUGGCUCGUACCUGCUCAACGGCGAUUACACCCUCUCCACCCUGGAGCAGGACAUCUUUUUCCGCGGUUCUCUCCUUCGGUACAGUGGCUCGUCGGUCCAGCUGGAGCGCAUCCGUAGUUUCGGCCCCCUCCCGGAGGCCCUCACCCUCCAGGUGCUGUCGGUGGGAGACCUCAACCGGCCCCGCGUCAAGUACACCUACUUUGUCAAGCGGCCCGUCUCCAGUGGCAAAAAGAGCUUCAACGCCAUCCAACAGACGGACUCCUCCGAAUGGGCCAUCAGGGAAUGGGGCAGCUGUUCCCGGACCUGCGGUGGUGGCAUCCAGCGGCGGCAAGUCGAGUGCAAGAACGCCAGGGGCCUGCCGGCAAACGACUGCCCGCCCGAGCUGCGACCCGCCGACUCCAGGCCGUGUACCAACGUGCCCUGCCCGCACUGGUUACUCGGCGAAUGGUCGCCCUGCUCAAAGACCUGCGGGAUGGGCUACCGCAAGCGGCCGCUCAAGUGCGUGGGCUCGGAUGGCAGGGCGACAUCUCAGGAGGAGUGCGACGCGAAGGACAGGCCACGGCCCCUCAUCGACAUCUGCGUCAACAGGGAGUGCCAGUGAGGGCCGGCGGGCAGAAAGGACCGAAUUGAACCAGACUGCACUGAAAACACACACACACACACACACACACAAUGCACAGACGCUCCUCUCGCUUUGCUUCGGUUUACCAGCCAGGGUUACGUCUGACCGCCAACCUCAUGACCUGUGACCCUGGCAUGCAAAAGACUGCAGACGAUGGGCAUUCUGAUGAUUCAAUAGAAAAGUGGAGAGAAAGAGAGAUGAACCCGCCGGGGUGUGGUCCAAAGUGUACGGGCAAAGGGUUUAUGGGUCUUCAGGAGAAUGUCUGCCAUGCUGUGCCAGUCUCAGGGUGGGGUGGGCAGGCAGGCAGGGACCUCUUAAGGUGGUACUGCAACUCAUGGCUCUGGCGGCCAGAAAUCGCUGCCAACCUACCUCAGUCCUGCAGGCAGAGUAUGAGGGUGGGGGGAUUAUGGGGGCGGGGGAUUGGGGGCGGGGUGUCCGUUUUCUACAAGCUGCUAUUUUUGGAAUUUUUGGAAGAAAAAAAAAAAAAAAAACAGGCCUUGUUCUCCCAAAACACAAACAGAAAAAAAAAUAAGGGAGGUAAGGACGUUAGUUUGAAGGUGCUGACUGAUGGCGUCCUAAUUUUUCUAGGAAGCCAAGUGGCGCAGGCUUUGCCCCUCCGCCCUCCCACCCUUCCAUUAUACCAGGGCUUCCAGUGGCACCUGUCCAUCCCACAUAUGAGUAUCGGCUAUAUUUGAGGUGGUGCCCAUGUUGGCACUGUCUUCUUUUUGGGUGGGAUGCCCGAGUUUAGGAUGGGUGGGACUUGGGGAGGGGGCGACAUUUCAAUUUGGGUUUUAUUUACAGUCUCUGGCAUCUCAUUGGCUGAAGUAGAAAGGAAAAAAACUAUUUUUUUCCAAGUUUGGGGUGGGAGGCGUCCCUCUAUAUAGUGCCUUUCAUUGGUGUUUUCGCUGCCCGUUUUUCCCCUGGUUUGGGAACACGGCUGCUGAAAUGUGUUUUUUUUUUGUGCCUGGCAUGGCCCGCGCCAGCUCUACUUUAUAAGUAUUGGUGGGUUAUCUGACGUUACUUCUGUGAAGGAUUGAUUUUUUUAUUUUUCUUCCGUCUCUUUAUUUUGUAAAGAUAUUCCAAACAUUAUUUAUUUUUGUACAGCUUUUUAUAAUAUAAUCUCGAUAAGUUAUCGCAUUUUUAAAGAAGGAGAAAGUACACGUUGUAAAGAGUAUUUAUGCAAUAUUAUAUUAUGUUUAGAUCUAUGACUUAAUAAAAGGUUGCCUGCGACCCGC
Polypterus senegalus (gray bichir) is the source of this 4202-nucleotide messenger RNA. It is a transcript of the gene adamts1, whose product is annotated as ADAM metallopeptidase with thrombospondin type 1 motif, 1. The transcript is spliced from 9 exons. Gene Ontology annotation, cellular component: extracellular matrix. The coding region runs from base 211 to 2946 and encodes 911 amino acids. Gene Ontology annotation, biological process: proteolysis; extracellular matrix organization. Gene Ontology annotation, molecular function: metalloendopeptidase activity; zinc ion binding. Lineage: Eukaryota; Metazoa; Chordata; Cladistia; Polypteriformes; Polypteridae. The record is from RefSeq and is a predicted model, not a curated record.